Messenger RNA from Cyphellophora attinorum, 786 nucleotides. RefSeq lists its product as uncharacterized. The record is from RefSeq and is a predicted model, not a curated record. Lineage: Eukaryota; Fungi; Ascomycota; Eurotiomycetes; Chaetothyriales; Cyphellophoraceae. Bases 1 to 786 code for a protein of 261 amino acids. The transcript has a single exon.
AUGACUGAGAAGGACCUCGCGAUUGCGGAGAAGCUCAAUGUUCGCUGGAUCGGCAUUGAUCGUCCAGGCAUUGGUUUCUCGACGCCGAAAACAGGCCGCAAGAUCAUAGACUGGGCGGAUGACUUACGGCAGCUUGUGGAGCAGCUGAAUCUAAAGUCGUACUAUAUCUUGAGUGUCAGUGGUGGCACAGGGUACGCCCUGGCUGCUGCGAAGUGUCUGCCACGCGAACAGGUCAAAGGCGUUGGUAUUGCCAUUGGGGUGGCCCCUGUGCAAGCAGGCAUGAAGGGCAUGAGUCUGAUCAACAAAUGGGGCUACCUGACCUACAGAGUCUUCCCGGGCUUUUUCCGUUUCAUCAUUGGCCGAUACAUGGUCCCAGCUAUGCAGAAGGAGGACUCUACCGAAGCAAAAGCCAUCGUGCGCAAACAGCUGGACUUCUUCAAAGGCGAAGACCGCGAAGAAAUGACACAACCCGGUAUGGAAGAGGGCAUCAUAAGAUUGUGGCAGGAAGUCUACCGACAAGGUGUCGACGGUCACAUUGAGGACAGUUCUGUUCAGCUCGAUGAUUGGGGCUUCAGGUUGGAAGACGUCGGGUACCCUGGCAUCAAAUUAUGGUAUGGCGAGAAGGACGUCAACACACCGCCGAACAUGGGCAAGUACCUGGCGGCUCGCCUGGAAGCAUCCGUAUAUAAGGAGUAUCCGGGCAAAAGCCACUUCACGAUGUGGCAGCAUAUUGAGGAGAUACUUUCGGACCUUCUCAGCACUCCCCGGCAGCCUUGGAAUCCUUGA